This is a messenger RNA of Chinchilla lanigera (long-tailed chinchilla), 930 nucleotides long. Its product is annotated as olfactory receptor 19-like. The record is from RefSeq and is a predicted model, not a curated record. The transcript has a single exon. The coding region runs from base 1 to 930 and encodes 309 amino acids. Gene Ontology annotation, cellular component: membrane. Gene Ontology annotation, biological process: G protein-coupled receptor signaling pathway. Gene Ontology annotation, molecular function: olfactory receptor activity; G protein-coupled receptor activity. NCBI's taxonomy places the organism in Eukaryota, Metazoa, Chordata, Mammalia, Rodentia, Chinchillidae.
AUGGAACCAGAGAAUGACACAAAAAUUUCAGAAUUCCUCCUUCUGGGAAUUUCAGAGGCCCCCAGCUUGCAACUCUUCCUUUUUGGAGUUUUCCUGUUCAUGUACCUUAUCACUGUGUUUGGGAACCUGCUCAUCAUCCUAGCCACAAUCUCAGAUUCCCAUCUGCACACACCAAUGUAUUUCUUCCUCUCCAACUUAUCUUUUGUUGACAUUUGUUUCACCUCUACCACAAUCCCAAAGAUGCUGGUGAACAUUCAUACACACAACAAGGUCAUAACCUAUAAAGGCUGCAUCAUUCAGAUAUACUUUUUCAUACUCUUUGGAGUUAUGGACAACUUUCUCCUAACUGUGAUGGCCUAUGACCGCUUUGUGGCCAUAUGUCACCCCCUACAUUAUACAGUCAUCAUGAAUCCCAAGCUCUGUGGAUUGCUAGUUUUGGUGUCCUGGAUCACAAGUGCCCUGAACUCCUUGUUACAAAGUUUAAUGGUGCUGCGGCUGUCCUUCUGCACAGAACUGAAAGUCCCACACUUUUUCUGUGAAAUUAAUCAAGUUGUUCUACUUGCCUGUUCUGACACUUUUUCUAAUGACAUGGUAAUGUAUUUUGCAGCAGCGCUGCUGUUCUGUGGACCUCUCACUGGUAUCAUUUACUCUUACUCCAAGAUAGUUUCCUCCAUACAUGCAAUCUCAUCAGCUCAGGGGAAGUACAAAGCAUUUUCUACCUGUGCUUCUCACUUGUCUGUUGUCUGCUUAUUUUAUUGUACAUGCCUAGGUGUGUACUUUAGUUCGUCUGCUACACACAACUCACACUCCACUGCAACAGCCUCAGUGAUGUACAGCGUGGUCACACCCAUGUUGAAUCCCUUCAUCUACAGUCUGAGGAAUAAGGACCUAAUGGGAGCUCUGAGAAAACUCUUCAGAGGGAAGUCAUAA